AUGCGUUUCACCCAGCAUAUAAGACGUCUUCCUCCUCCAUUUUACCCCGGAAAGCCUGGAGAAGGGGCCCCUGUUGGUCGUUAUGUGCGAAAUGUCUCUCUUCCGUACUCUCCUGAUCACAGAACACCGAAGGAGGAAACCGGAGGCUACGGAGAGCAUGCAGAUUAUAUGCGCGCCAGAGUCAUUGCUGAUGAGAGGCGACGCAGCUGGGCCAGAUUCGGCAGUUUGAAAAGUCAGGUCUCGGUUAGAGAUCUGUUUCCUUCUGAAGCGGAGUAUGCUGAGGAAUUGGAGGCCGAGAAGAGAUGGUGGCCCGAGCUUGAAACGAUGAAGAAGGAACUGCAGAGAAUUGAAAGUCAAAAAGAACAGGAUGAAGCGCUGAGGCAACGACAAAUUGCUGCAGCGAUGUCGCAAAUGCCGAAAUGGAUGAAUAUCUACAAAGGGAAGACGCCUGUUAAAGAUCGGACGCCCGGAAUUCGCCAGAAAUUGAUAUUGGAGAAGAAGAAGUCGAAAACUGACUAUGUAGUGCAGUCCCUUACGAACGAGGAAGCAAUUAUUGAUUUGGUCGGUAAGAAAUUGGACCCACGCUCGAUGGAGUAUAAGCAGUACGUUUCAAAAAUGCAGCUUGAGCAGAAGAAUCAGAAGAAACGAAAAGCUGCUCUUAAAAAGCGCGGACAAGCUACUGUUGAUGACUGA
Oikopleura dioica is the source of this 693-nucleotide messenger RNA. Lineage: Eukaryota; Metazoa; Chordata; Appendicularia; Copelata; Oikopleuridae. The record is from the annotation of a GenBank genome assembly.